AUGAUGAAAUCUAGUUCCUUCUUGCUCAUUGCUUUAGUCGCUCUGCUGAAGAACAUAGAAGGAGAGAGGAAUACUCUAACUUUAAAAGUGAUUGUUGGUUACAAGGUAGCACCAGUGAUUGCUACCUUCAGUGCACGUAGUCGACUAGCAUGUGCUGCAGGCUGCGUCCAAAACCAAGCUUGUGAUGUUUACGACUACAAAGAUAAAUCAAAUUCAAACAACUGCAACAUCGCAGCUCUGAAUGUAGACACUUACUUCGAGCAAGACUCGGAUUCUAUAUGUUAUGUGCCAGUUGGUGCCGUGAUCUCCCUCCGCAACGAACAGCAUGGCCUUUGGGGGCGCUGGUCGGCCUACCAGUACUGUGACGAAGGUUCCUUUGUUUACGGAUUGAGAGCUUGGACAGAUGAGUAUGGUGGACCUGGACUCGCUCAAGACGACUGCGGUAUGACCGGGUUGGAGCUGUACUGUAAGGACCUCGCAGGCACUGUCACAACUCCUAUUAAAUUUAACCUUGGCUUCAGUGACGCAGUGGUAAGGCCUCAAGACACCUGCCAGGGCGGCACAUUCGCUCUGGGCUUCCGCAUGAAGUGGCUCGGUGACCAGGGGGACGAGGAUGACGUGGCUAUGACCACCUUCCGGCUGCAUUGCCAGACCGGAACCGCCCAGAGUUAUGGGGAUCUUCAAGGAACGUGGUACAGCGCGGCAAUGUGCCCUCCUGAGUCUCUCAUUUGUGGAUUUCGCGUCUUGUACCAACUGCUUACUGUCGACGAUGUCACCUGCUUCAACGAGGUUGUAAUGGCGUGCUGUUUCCCGUGAGCCUCGACUGUGGCAUGACGAACCAGGGACCUCGGAAGGAAGAACGGGACAGCGGCCGCAAUGCAGUGAUCACUCGGCUUAUGCGACUAUACUCCCCUUUAGCUGUGAAGAUGGCGCUGAUAUUCCAAGCAAAGAGCUUCAUCAUAUAUGUGUUAGCCAUAAAGCUGGUUUAUGUCUCAUGUACUGUUUUAGAAUAUGCUUUAUCUACUGCUGUCCGGCGGGCAAUGCCUACAAGCCGAAAUAAUAAAAUUAGCCUAGAAAAUUUAAGGAAAAGUUACAGACGUAGAACGAACCUUUGCUUCAUUAUCGUUUUCCGAAACAAAAUUACACUUUGCUUACUUUCUUGUAUAGAUGCUCUCUAAAACUUGUGCAUGCAUUGGUACACGAGUAAAGUGGCUGCCAUACUUUUCAGCCAACGUCACGUACGAGGACGUAGUAACAACGCUGCUAUUUGCUACCUUCUAGGUUUUGGCCAUACGUGUGCGUGUUCUUCUUUUGUUUUGCUUUCCUUGAUAGAUGUUUCACCACUAUAAUUCUACAUCAUCCUUUCUUCAUAAGUAUACUGAAUACUGUCUACGAAUCCAGUAGCCUUUGGGUGACAGUCUUAACUUGAGUUUUCAAUGACUUCUAGACAGACUGGGAAUGCUUUUGGAAUUUUUGUCUUACUUUUUUAUGAGGAUGCACAAUGAGGUAAAGGUUUACAAUACACUUAUACUUGACUUACACGUACCAUUUCGAUUUCAUAGCGAUAAACUUUAUUUACUCCCAAGCUGAUUUGUGCUAAAUUUAAUGCGUUUGCACAACACCCAUCAGUGAUUUAGUAGUUCAUAUUACUUUUUGAUGUCAGUUCCUGCGUGAAGGAAUAAAUGUGUGGCAUAUUUAACAGAAUCUAUUAUUUCCAAGAUUAAUCCAUGGUCUUUUCCGUUCUUUUUUUUUAGUUUUAUAGACUAAUACCUCUUUCACUUGGUGAAGACAACAAUUACAUUUUGAGGCAUUUUAUCCUACUUAUACUGAUAAACAUGCAUUUUAAUUUACUCUG
This is a messenger RNA of Penaeus chinensis, 1855 nucleotides long. RefSeq lists its product as uncharacterized. The coding region runs from base 1 to 816 and encodes 271 amino acids. NCBI's taxonomy places the organism in Eukaryota, Metazoa, Arthropoda, Malacostraca, Decapoda, Penaeidae. The transcript has 6 exons. The record is from RefSeq and is a predicted model, not a curated record.